Molecule: messenger RNA, 3129 nt
Organism: Parnassius apollo (apollo)
Lineage: Eukaryota; Metazoa; Arthropoda; Insecta; Lepidoptera; Papilionidae
Source: the annotation of a GenBank genome assembly
UUGCCGACGGCACGAUCGGAGAACUGGGAGUCGCGCCAGUCUGGAGGUCUGGAGGCGUGCGGAGCGCCCGCGCAUCAACAAUCGACUACUCCCAGGAUGGCUACUAAAGAGGAAUCUAUGGAAACUGAAGUAAUAAAAGAAGAAAAAGUCGUCAAAAAACAAACAAACACGGGUAAAGUAACCGAAGAACAAAAUGGCGAUACGAAUGUUGAGGCUGCGGUAACUGUUAAAUUGCCUGGGAAAAAAACAUCAGCCAAAACGGAAACUAAAGUGGAAGUGGUAAAAAAGGAGUUACCGGAUGGUUCUGUUGAAGAAGUAAAAACAACUACGACAAGAACCACAAUUGAUGGAAAGACAGAAAUAACAACAAAAACGGAGACAACAAUCAUACCCAAGGAAGAUGAUCUAGAAGAGGAGGAGAUUGUAGAAGAGGAAGAGGAAGAAGAAGAAGAAGAAUUAGAAAAUAAUGGUAAUGAACUAGUUCAAAAGGGAUUGGAAGGAAAUGUCGAAUUACAUGAAGAAGAACAAAAAAUAAACAAAGAACCUAUCCAAAAUAUUAUUAAACAGAAAGAGACUUCAGAAACUAGUAUAACAGAAAAUGUUACUGUUAUUAAGUCUACAGAAAGUCAAAACGAUUCAGAAGAGGAAAUAGAGGAAGAAGGAGAAGAAGAAGAAGAAGAAGUAGAAGAAAAUGAAAACGUGGAAGUAACUGUUACACAAAAAGAAGUAGAACCAAUUUUGCAAAAGAAAACAGACAUUGAUGAUAAAAUAAAGUCAGAAGCAGGUGAUGAAGACGAAGAAGAAACAAGUGACAAAGAUGAAGAGGUAUGUUUAACAACUCAAGAAAAUAAUAUAAUGAAAAGUCAGACAUGUGGGAAAGAAAAAGUUGAAGAAGUAAGAGAAAUAGACAAAGUUAAUGAUAUUUGUGAAUCAGAAGAAGAAAAUGAAAAACUUCCAUUACAAGAUAAUAUAAGUAAAGACAUUUCACUAGAAGAAAAGGAAAAGGAAGAAGUAUCGGAAGAGAAAGAUGAUAUUAUAAAAGAAAAAUUAAUAAGAGAAUCAGAUCCAGCAAAUAUAAACGAACAAACUAACGCAAGUAAUAAUGAAACUGUAAAAGAAGCUACAAGUCCGACUCAAGAAAAUAAAGAAGAAACUGUUAUUGAGGUCCAAAUAUUGAAGCCAGAAUUAUCGACGAAAGAAGAAACAAAACCCGAAGUAUCAAGUGAUCUGAAGGACAAAGAAGAUAAACCAACACUGCCGACAGACAGGAACAUUCCGUUAAGAGAACCAUCAGUUCCUCUUGAAAAGGUGGAAGAGGUAGAAAUUAAGCCUAUUGGCCAAAUAGUUUCGAAGUCUCACACUGAGAAUACUGAGAUCAUCACAACUUCCAUUGACAAACCAACAACAGGAUUGAGUACACAAACUGAAUACAAUAGAAUAGAAAAUAUAGUUACAGUGAAUCGCACGACUAAAACAUUAGAUCAAGCUUAUGAACAAAUUUCUCAGCACGGGGUUCCCACAGUUAAGACCUAUUUUGCACCAAAUGAUAGACCGUUAAUUUCACCUCAAUCUACUCGAUCUCAUCAGUCACCUUACCCUUCAGAACCUCAAGGUGAACGAAGACAUAGUCUCUUACUUGAUCGUCUUAGUGUCGAUCGCCAAAUACCACCAACAGAACUAUAUCAGAGUAACUAUCAAUAUGGUAAUCAGACUUAUGAACAAAAUAUUUCUUCGCAAGAGCCCCAGUCAGAGGUAUUAACAGUAAGCAAUGUUAAACCUAGUUCUAUUACAAAAAAUCAGCAAUGGUAUCAAGAAACAAAAAAGGAUGAAGUUACUUACAAUAAUACAGCUCCUUCUCUUAAUGUGCCUUCCCAACAGUGGAAUUUAAAACAAUCUCAUCCACAGUCACAGCCCCGACCACAGUCACAGCCCCAGCUUGAAUCUGCAUAUCAAUCUUCAUUGCAAUUACAGUCACCCUAUGCACAAAAUACACAAGAUACGUAUAGGACAAACUUAAACACAUUAAGUAGUUAUCAACAACAUUCAUAUCCAAGCUAUACACAAAAACCAAUGCGAGCAACUCCUAGCAUAAACAAACAAUCAAAUCAAUUUUCCUAUAUAGAGAAAGCCACACCAGAAAGUUAUCAAAGACCAUCACAGCAAUUUUCAUCUACUUAUAUUCCACCUCCGUGGGAACAAGAUCCUAAUUAUGUUGCGGAUAACAUAAAUCAUACAUUAUAUUCUCCGCAAACAAGCAAUACAUUUACCAAUAGUGCUAAUCAAACAUGGACACCACCUACAGCAAGUACAUUUUCAAAGCCAAAGCCAACAUCGUACAUACCACCUGCACCGAAUCAGUCAUUUGUUAAGCCAGUAACUACUGUGGACCCUCCUAAGAUGCCAGGACGCAAAACUUACUACAGUGAAUAUGAAAGACGUUAUAUAUCGGUGCCAGAAACUACUUAUAUCCCUACCGAAAAUAAGUUCCAAGCGCAACCUAAUCCAUCACCUCAAUACUAUUAUGACAAUUAUGAACCGGCAGAGACAGUUGAGCAUGAAUGGCGAAAAGAACUUAGAGAGUUUUCUGAAAAAACCCAAACUCAAAGCCAAUCUGAGAAAACAUUAGUAAAACCUCCCUGGGAAGAAGAUCCAAAGUAUUAUGUUCCUAAAGUUACUACAGAAUAUACCCCUACUCCUACAUGGAGUCAGACUUUACGACCUAAUUCAGGUCGCGAGAGGAGUUUUGAAUCGGAAUUUGUGAGAUCACAAGAAUUGCCAAAGACAAAUACAUUAGGACGAGGAAGGCCCCAAAGCUCAUAUGUAAAAAGUAACGUUUCUACACCAAUUCUGGAAAGACCUCGCGGAGUAUCAGUGGAUAGAUACAACCCAAACAAUUAUAAGUCUCCAACGCCAUCAGAAUAUCCUCCAGUUCAGAGUCACACCCUAGACCCAUCAAUUGGCCCCAAAACAUACCAUAAUCCAAAUGUGCCUGUUUAUCACGCACGAGCCUCAGCUGAACCUAGAGAGCAAGUUUUCCCGCAAACAAGGCAAUGGGGAGAAGCACGGGCUAGCCCCAUUCAAUCAAGAUCUUUCAAAUAUCUACAGUGGAUUACUGGAACUGAAGAUUGA